CGCAAAUCGAUUGAGGUUUCUCAUUUAUUCUGUGCUUGCUGUCGUCGCCCUGACAACGAACGAGAAAGAAUCAUGCCCACAAGGAUUGUAUUGCGAGAAUCCACUCCUCCAUCGCGGCUUUCCCCGUCUGUAGAUGAAGAAGUACUUCGCAGCUUUACGAGGACUCCUCCUCCUCCCAGUCGACUUGGUCCUCACCCUCGCGUGACCAGCAGUCAGCGCAAGGUGGUGGGAUUUCGAUCCAGUAUCCUUCGAGAGUUCUCCCAUAAUGAAGGGAUCGAUGAGGAUUUUUCCGAUUUUGUGCAAGAUGAAGCGGCCGAAAAACGACGCUUGCAGUUGCAUCUAUCCAACGAAGAUAUCCGGGCCAGUUCCAGAUUGUUGGGAUACUUAUUUGCUUUUAUUGCUUCCACCGUGAUGCUGACGAGUGUGGUUCAGUUUUACUUGGGAGAAGAAAAAACAUUCCAACAAGCGAGGGCCAAUCAGCUGGAAACAGCACCCAUCGAACUACAAUUUGCCUACAAUGAAACACAAUGGCCUGCCAGAGAGUACUUUCGUACCAUCAAUGGGCCCGUUUAUCUCUGGAAACUAUGGGCGUGCAUUGGGACUGCAACGGCAGGAGUCUUGAUGUUCCUCGUCAUCCUCCUCAUGCAUUUUGAUACGAUUUGCUUCCCGAAAACGUGGUUCCAAUUCUUUCGAGAUGGAUCACUGGCCGAACGCAAUCUACUCAUUGCCAUGGUGGUAUUCUGGUGUGUCGGUCUCCACAUCAACACUGCGAGUCUGUCCGUAGGAGAAGUCCAAGCCAAUGUGUUUGUCACCACAUGGAUUGUCUUUAUCUGUACCGUCUUGAAUCUGGGAGUUUGGAGGCAAAGUGCCAACUUGCCCCGUUUGGCGGUCAAGGUCUUGACACACCAUCGUGAAACAACCUAUAAUUGGGCAUGGACGCUCAUAUUUGUGCUCAUUACGGCCGGGGCUGGAACCGACAUGUACUGGCAUCGGGAUGAUAUUCUCUUUCAGCUCGAAGGAGAAGUUAUCGUACUGAACCAAGGUGAUUGGACCCGCAUCUUGGUCAUGGUCUGGUCCGAGGUCUUUCUCUGUUUCAUGGCACUCUUCUUUAAUCAUGUUUGGUCGACCGCAUUGAAACUCAACUUCCCAGGCGGGUGUCGGUUCGUUCUCAAUUGGAGAUUUCUGGAAGGUCUCCUGAUUUCGAGCAUGGUGGCAUUCAAGUUUUGGGUGAUUCUAAAGUACACAGGUGCAGAUGGUGUCAUUUCCGGUGUCAACAACACUUACUGCGGGAUCUUUGGAAGCUUCUUCAGCAUUGUCUUUACUUUUGGAACCUGGCUUCGAGAAAACAAGGAUAUUGACUACAUCAUUUGAAUGAAGAGUGACGUUGCGGCUGCGGUUGCGGAUGCAAUAAUUCAAUUCACAAGGCAAGGGAUUGUCGAAGCGAACAACCGUAGACCAGGUGUUCGCUGGUGGCUGACAGAGUUACGGUAUUGGUGCACUUAGUCUUGACGGAAUGGAGGAGCCGAAAAGGGCUCUCAGGUGUGCUCAUGAACGUGGUUCCGGUACGGUACCCGUCAGGAAAACUGUAUGCACACGGUACGGCUGCGGGCAUGACGAAGGUACGAAGGAGGAACCGGUCAAGCUUGUCACUGAGCCAAUCUGCUCCGCAGAAGCGAUUGUAUCGGCCGAUUUGUGACGAGGAUCACGCGAUCCUCCUACAAGCUGCCGGUACGAGCCAGCUGGCAGAGACCGGCGGGUACAAACAGACUCGACAGCAUCCAGCAUAAAGUGAGCGGGAUACUCAAGAAUGAAAAUCGGGGGCUACUUUAUUGCUGAAGUCUAUAUAUAUAUCUAAAAGUGCAUGUUCAAGGGCUUGGAACAUACAAUGCGAAACCACAUCUGUAGUGAUAGCGCAUUGAAUCAUUGGUCUGUAGCUGCACAAAACUCAAAACCUUUCCUGUUGGACAGGACACCUUAUGCCUGUCGAGAUAACCGGGUUGUCCUGUUCCCAAGAAUCCAAUGGAAUCCCAUUCGGUGUAGUAAUCAGUCACUUCGAAGAGAUCGUCGUAUCCGCAUUGAUAAGCAUAGCCAAUGUUUCCGCCAUCAGAAACUAAACGCAGGUAUUGAAUUGCUUUCCCUUGGCAGCCAAUGGCAUGACGAUCCAAAAAAAUGACGUUGCCCAGGGUUGCGAUAUCCAUAGAGGUCUGCCGCAUGGCACCUGUAGUCAUAUUGUUGAGCUGACUGCAGGUGUAGUAGUAAUUGUAGUUGAAGACUAGUGGUGAGACCAGCUGGAAUUGACUGAUGCCGUUUCCUCCACAAUCCAUAGUGUGCCGAUCCAGAUCCGAAACAGCAAAGAUGCGGCCGGGUAAGGUGGAAUGGUAGGAUCGAAAGUCAUAGUAGCAAACAUCACUGAGGCAAUACCCAUCGAAUCCACAGUCCAGAUCGUCACUACAGUCAGUCGUUUCUUGGCAAUCAAAAACAAAGGACUGGUUGAGCCAUCCUGGCAUGUCCUUCAGCUUGAGGACACGGGGAUUGUUGUAGACUUCACGGAUGAACCCAAUCGAAUUGGUCUGUGAUCCACCUUGAUCUGCCUCCAAACCAUUUGCCCAGGUCAUAAAGAAGGUCCACAUAGGUUGGGAGUCCAGAACACUUUGGGUUGGCAACUGAAAGUUCUCGCCUAUAGCGACUACUCGAUCCCCUGCAUUGGCCAACAGAGAAAUGUACCACAGGUUGAAUGUGUACGAGAAUGCCGGUGCAUAGAUGUCCAAAGCAGCUAUAUCAAAGUACUCUUGCCCUGGAUUGUACUCGUCAAAGUCAAUAGUUUGCAAGUCUUGGACGUCCCAAACCCAAAUCAGAUUCUUCAGGCCAAGCUCAUUAGUCAUGUAGUCAUGUGUGAGCUGCCACAGCUUCUUUGUACCGUUGUCUCCAGUCCUGCCCCCCCACCAGAAGAGGGGCUGAUUCUGUUCAUGCAGAGGUCGCCACAAGACCUCGACGUUCCUUUGCUCCAGGUAUUGGAGGUAAACUGAAAUUUCAUCAAUGCGGGUUUUCCAAUUGCUGUUGAGAUCUCCUCCAUCAGAGAUCAAGUCAUUCCAUUCUAAAUCUGUCAAUUCACUCAGUAUAUCACCCUCCCAAAAGCAUCUCAUUGUGGCAUUUGGCCCCAUUGUUGGAGGGCAAGCAUGCCACAUGAGACUGAUAAUGGCACCUU
Molecule: messenger RNA, 3205 nt
Organism: Seminavis robusta
Lineage: Eukaryota; Bacillariophyta; Bacillariophyceae; Naviculales; Naviculaceae
Source: the annotation of a GenBank genome assembly